Molecule: messenger RNA, 2892 nt
Organism: Melopsittacus undulatus (budgerigar)
Lineage: Eukaryota; Metazoa; Chordata; Aves; Psittaciformes; Psittaculidae
Product: sucrase-isomaltase, intestinal-like
Exons: 20
Coding region: 1-2892 (963 amino acids)
Biological process (GO): carbohydrate metabolic process
Molecular function (GO): alpha-1,4-glucosidase activity; carbohydrate binding
Source: RefSeq, a predicted model, not a curated record
AUGAGCUGUGAUGGAUUCACUCUAUUUUGUGCUGCUCCUGAUGAAGUGUUAACUCGAGCUUGCAAGGCAGAGCAGCGUGAAGCUGCUGGACACAGAAGCCGUGCACUGACUGCAGAGGUGGUCCUUGUGGCCGGCAGGUGCCUCGCCUCAGCCCCGGACCCACAGUGCUCGGGAGCAGUGGCAGUGCAGAAACGCAUCGACUGCCACCCGCAGCCCGGCGCAUCCCGCGAGGCCUGCGAGGCGCGGAGCUGCACGUGGUGCGCCACCGACGUGCCCAACGCUCCCUCCUGCUUCUUCCCUGAGGACAGUCCCUAUGGCUACUCACUGGCUGGGAGUACUGAGAAGACAGCCACAGGCUGGAGGGUAACACUGAACAAGCACCAGGCCUUGUCCCUCUUCGGAAAUGACAUUUCCCCGAUCACCUUGGAAGUGGAGUUCCAGACAAGGGACAGAUUCCGGUUCAGGCUCUAUGACCCCAACAGUCAGCGGUUUGAGGUCCCACUCAAGAUUGACUCCCCUGGGGUUACUGCCGAAGAGACCAACUAUGAUGUAGAGCUCACGGAUGACUCCUCACACUUUAGGAUCAGGAGGAAAAGCACCGGCACUGUGCUGUGGGACAGUCCCCUCACUGAUCUGAUUUUCUCCAACCAGUAUCUUCAGAUCACAACUACUCUGCCAUCCACUUCAGUGUAUGGGUUUGGUGAACAUGAGCACCCAUCCUUUAAACACAGCAUGGACUUCAUUACCUAUGGCAUGUUCAGCAGAGAUCAGCCACCACGGCCAUUUGUCAACCUCUAUGGAGUUCACCCUUUCUAUUUGUGUGUAGAAGCUGACUCCAAUGCUCAUGGUGUUCUCCUGCUGAACUCCAAUGCACAAGAUGUUUCUCUGAGUCCAAACCCAUCUUUAACUUUUCGCACUAUUGGAGGGAUCCUUGACUUCUAUGUCUUCCUUGGACCAACUCCCGAAAACGUAAUUCAGCAAUACACAGAGGCCAUUGGACGCCCGCACAUGCCUGCCUACUGGUCUCUGGGAUUUCACCUCUCCCGAUGGGGUUAUGGCAGCAUCGAUGUUUUAAAGAAAACUGUUGAUCGCAUGCACUACUAUGAUAUCCCAUAUGAUGUCCAACAUUUUGAUAUUGACUACAUGGACCGUCGCCUGGACUUUACCUAUGACAAAGUGAACUAUGCAGGUCUGCCACAGUACCUCCAACAGCUGAAGAAAGAAGGAAUGCACAAUGUCGUGAUUCUGGACCCUUUCAUAACCAAGGAUGAAGAACCAGGCACUUACAGGCCUUAUGACCUUGGAGAGGAAAUGGGAGUCUGGGUGAACAACUCUGAUGGCAUUACUCCUGCUAUCGGGAAGGCCUUUCCCCCUGGAGAUUCAGUGUUUCCUGACUACACCAACCCCAGGACAGUGGAAUGGUGGACCCAGAUGUGUCUGGAGUUUAAGGAUGUCCUUGACUACGAUGGGAUCUGGAUUGAUAUGAAUGAACCGUCCAAUUUCUUAGAAGGCCAGUAUCCUGGAUGUGCUGUUAAUGAUCUCAAUAAUCCUCCUUAUGUUCCUAGCGUUUCUAAUCGUUCCCUGGCACUGCAGACAUUGUGUCCUGACUCCAAGACCUACCUUGGGGAGCAUUAUAACACACACUCUCUCUUCGGCUGGUCACAGACAGCACCAACUUUCAAUGCUGUCCAGCAGGCAACUGGAAAGCGAGCAUUUGUCCUGACUCGGUCUACGUUUGUUGGCAGUGGGAAGUAUGGGGGUCACUGGCUGGGUGACAACUUCUCUAGGUGGAAAGACAUGCACCAGUCAAUCAUUGGGAUCCUGGAAUUCAACCUCUUCGGCAUCCCUUUUGUCGGUUCUGAUAUCUGUGGGUUUAACUAUAACACUACCUAUGAGCUCUGCUUACGCUGGAUGCAGCUUGGCUCUUUCUACCCAUUUGCCAGAAACCACAAUUCAGCGGGAAAUAGUGGUCAUAAACUGCCAAGUACCUGGAACAAGAACUAUGCUACUGUGCCUGCCCCAUUGAGCAAGAUCCCUCUCUUUAUCCGUGGAGGCUACAUUCUGCCAGAACAGGCACCAGCCACAACCACUACUAAGAGCCGCCUGAACCCAUUUGGGCUCAUUGUUGCCCUGGAUGAACAAGGAAAAGCUUCUGGAUCUCUCUUCUGGGAUGAUGGUGAUUCCAUUGAUACUAUCGAAAAGGAGAACUACUUCUUGGCUAAAUAUACAUACAGCAAAGGACACCUGAAGACAGAAAUACUUAAAAAUGGAUACAGAGGAGCUGACUCUCUGGAGUUCAAAAGAAUUACAAUCCUUGGCCUGAAACGGAGACCUUAUGUUGUUGCUCUCAAUGGAAGAGCCAUCCGCGGAUAUGCUUCCUCUUAUGAGCUGAGUGGGCCUCUGGCAGUAACAAUUACCGUUCUCUUUACAGGGGCAGUCAGCACUAACGACCGUCUCGGUGUCUCACAACCCCGCUGCGCAGAGCGCCCCUGGCCGGCGCACUGCUCCCGCUGCGCCCCCUGGCGGCGAGGGGCCCGCCCGAGGCGCUUGAUACCGGGCUGCGCCUCGCUCGCGGGCCCGCUUCGGCGCGGACCGCGCGGGGCAGUGAAGUUGGCACGAUACCGGCCGGCUCCCCCGCCGCUGCCUCCAGGGCGGAGCUCGGGGCACUCUGGCACUCGGCACUCAGCCAGGACAGGAGGGGAUUCCCCGGACAAGUUUCCGUGCAGGGGCCGAGGGGGAACCCACCGUGAAGGCGCGGGAGAGAAGGCGCUCGGCCCGCCCCGCGGGAUGGCUCCUACCGGCUCCCUUCUCCGCCCCACAGGACGCUGGGUGGCGGCGGCCGCGGUACCGCUGAGACCCGCUGGGGUCCCCGGCCCGCGAGCCCGGCCCUAG